UCCGGUUGAAACAAGGAACAACAUCAAGGACUUGGAGAGCAAGAAUUCAUCGAAAAUUAACAAGAUGGGGCUUUUAUCUGAUCCCAACAGAAGACAGGCAGUGAUUCGCCUGCUCACACGCCUCAAUGCUCCAAUAUGUCUUGUGUGCUACUUGGCGGGUGUCGCUUGGUUCAUGGGUUUAGCAUUCGAGCCCUUCACCCUGCGCACCUACAUGUCAGAGAAUGCCAUGGGUUCCACCAUGGUGGAGGAGCACUUCCCAGCCGGAGAGAGGGCUCUGGUCACGGCAAGGGAGUUUGCGGCACAUAAGAAAAAACAAGAUGGGAUGCCUGUGAACUGGCUGGUGAAGACCAUGCAGGAUCGAGGCCUGGAAGUCUUCACACAGACAUUUUCUCGCACUCUCCCAUUCCCGGAUGAAAACAAAGAGCGAUUUAUGGUGAAAGGCACAAACGUGUACGGCAUCCUUCGGGCACCUCGAGCACCACGGACAGAAGCCCUGGUGCUGACAGCUCCCUGCAGCCCAGGCUACGCCAACAACCAGGCUGUAGGGCUGCUGCUCGUUUUGGCACAGUACUUCAGAAACCAGGUGUACUGGGCCAAGGACAUCAUCUUUCUGGUCAAUGAACACGAUUUGAUCGGCAUGCAGGCCUGGCUGGAAGGCUACCACCACACUAACACUACAGGAAUGGACUGGUCCCCACUUCAAGGCCGGGCCGGUUCCAUCCAGGCAGCCCUGUCUCUGGAGCUCAGCUCUGAUGUGGUGACCAGUUUGGACAUUGUGCUGGAGGGACUCAACGGGCAGCUUCCCAAUCUGGACCUUACCAACCUCUUCUACGCUUUCUGUCAGAAAAUUGGGGUCCUUUGCACCAUUCAAGGAAAGCUGCAGAGGAACGACUGGGACAGUGCUUCAGGCUACAGCCACGCCGUGCAGACUUUGAUGCUGAUGGUGCUUAAGCAGGCCAGCGGGCGGCCCUGGGGCGACCACGGUCUCUUCCUGCGCUACCACAUCGAGGCCGCCACCAUCAAAGGCAUCAACAGCUUCCGUCAGUACAAGACGGACGCCACUACCGUCGGCAGGCUCUUGGAGGGAAUGUACCGCAAGCUCAACAACCUGCUGGAGCGACUGCACCAGUCAUACUUCUUCUACCUGCUGCCUUCCCUCUCUCAUUUUGUCUCCAUUGGUUACUACAUGCCAGCAUUUGGUCUGCUGGCUGUCAUCCUGCUGCUGCGUGCAUUGGAUCUGUGGGUGCAACUGUCCGCUGCGCCUCCAGCUUCAGAAGACGGCGUGGCUGAUGCGGAGCAGGCCAGUCCUGGUGUGCUGUCUGUGAUGACCCCUCUGGUGAUCAGCCACCUGACAGGAGCGGCACUCUAUGCACUGCCAAUCCGCUUCCAGGAGAUGGCAGUAGAGCACUUCCCCGUGUCAGAGACUGAGGCCGUGGUGCUGACGGCCAUCGCUGUUUACACUGCAGGCCUGGCUUUGCCUCAUAACACACACAGGUUGGUGUCGGGUGAGGGUACAGAGCAGGGUUGGAGAGUCCUCAAGCUGGUGGCUCUGUUGUACCUGGCUGUCCUGCUGGGCUGCACCGCCCUCAUCAACUUCUCUCUCGGCUUCAUUCUGGCCCUCACGAUGGUGCCCGUGGCCGCUGUGGUCACGCCACACGUCCCCAAACUGCUGACAGCCUUCAUCAUGGUGCUUUUAAGCCCCGCCUGCACGCUGCUUUUUUCAGUCUUCAUCUUCCAGGAGCUCCAAGAGAUGCCGCUUAGCUUCCAGGACGGCUGGAUGCUCUUCCUGUCGGUCAUCUCGCAGGGCAUCCUGGACCACUCGCUCUACGGCUCGCUGGUCUUCCCACUGGUCUCCCUGAUGAUCUAUCCCUGCUGGCUACUCUUCUGGAACAUUCUUUUCUGGAAAUAGACUUGAGGACAACCUCUGAGGUGAUCUCAGGUUCUUCUCCCUACAUCAACAAUACACUGGAGGCAUGGCCUGUAUUGAAUUAUUUUCAUUCAUUUUUAUUUGGGACGGGUAUAAUUAUUUAGUCUGUUACUGACCCAGUCUUGAAGCAAUGGAGGAAAAAUAAUGCACUACUUGGCUGCAACCAGCAGAGGCGCUGUGUAGUCAGUGUCCACUAGUUAAAUAAAAUGAAAAAAAAAACAUGUAGAAAAUACUUAGUAUUUUCUGCUUUCUAACAUUUAUUUAAAUGUAAUUCUUAUUUAUUUACUUUUCUGACUGAUUAUAGUAACAUGAGGCUCUAUAAAUAAAUUACAUUGAUUUGGUUUUUAAAAAAUUAACUUAAUUACAUCAAUAAUUACAAAAUAAUUUAAAUCAAGCUUACUUUCUGCAAUGUAAGUUGUUAAAAUUUGGUUCAAAUAUAACAGAAUAAUUUUGUAAAUAUAUAUAGUUUCUGCCUCGAGAUAAAUUAUAUUAAAUCAAUAAUUUAUUUGUUUUGAUAAAUAAAAAUGGACAAUUAAGUUCUUGUAAUUGUUAUUUCAGAUUUAAUUUCAAUCAAUUUUUAAAUGUUCAUUCUUUUUUUACUAACAAAACUUUGUUAAUAAAAAAAUUAGCUUGCAUCAAUAAACCAAAGGUAAUGUUGGGAAGCUUUUUUUUUGGAAAAAUACUGCACUAUUUUUAUUUUGACGGUAGGAAGUACAGUUUGACAAAACUGUAUGUUGUAUACUAGUUUAGAUAAGUUAUUCUACAUUUUGUGAAUUGAAAUGUUUGCAAGUAUUUGCCAGUUAAACAGCUGAACAUUGCAGACAGAAAUGAGGUUGUUAAUGUUACAUUGUGUUUAUUCAGCUAAUGUCAUAUUUUUUUACAUGUACUGAAAACAUCAUUCCAUUGCUGUCACAACUCAGAGGGACUAAAAUCAAAUCAGCGACUAAACUGUACAUCAAUUAUGCCUUAUUUAAAAAAAAUUAACCCCAAUAAAAAAUACAUUUUAAAAAGCA
Molecule: messenger RNA, 2940 nt
Organism: Nerophis lumbriciformis (worm pipefish)
Lineage: Eukaryota; Metazoa; Chordata; Actinopteri; Syngnathiformes; Syngnathidae
Gene: gpaa1
Product: glycosylphosphatidylinositol anchor attachment 1
Biological process (GO): attachment of GPI anchor to protein
Cellular component (GO): membrane; GPI-anchor transamidase complex
Source: RefSeq, a predicted model, not a curated record